This is a messenger RNA of Ostreococcus lucimarinus CCE9901, 1566 nucleotides long. RefSeq lists its product with no specific name. The coding region runs from base 1 to 1566 and encodes 521 amino acids. The transcript has a single exon. NCBI's taxonomy places the organism in Eukaryota, Viridiplantae, Chlorophyta, Mamiellophyceae, Mamiellales, Bathycoccaceae. Gene Ontology annotation, biological process: protein phosphorylation. Gene Ontology annotation, molecular function: protein kinase activity; ATP binding. The record is from RefSeq and is a predicted model, not a curated record.
AUGCCGACGGCGAUGCUGGCGCGCGUCGGCGACAUCUUACGCGCGGGCGCGCGCGUCGCGUUCGUCGCGAGCGAUUCGUCGAGGAGCGAAGGUUUGGUCGAGGCCGUGGGCGCGCUCGGGCCGACGUACGCGAAAUUCGGGCAAGCGCUGUCGUCGCGCGGCGACAUCGUGGGCGAAGACCUGGCGCGAGCGCUGCGCGGACUGUGCGAUGACAUGCCGGCGUUCAGCGAUGAAAGAGCGGUGGAGAUCGUGCGGGAGGAUCUGGGAGCGGAGGGAGAGGCGGUCGCGGAGGCGGUGCGCGCGGCGGGCGCGCCGCGCGCGGCGGCUUCGUUGGCGCAGGUGUACAAGGCGACGUUAGACGGGGAAACGGUGGCGAUAAAGGUGCAGCGACCUGAAAUUAGGGAGAUGGUGGACGCGGAUGCGGCGUUGUUACGGCUCGGAGCGAGCGCGGUGGAGCGCACGGGGAAGGUGAAGGCGCGCGCGCUGGACGCCGUGAAUGAAUUUUGCUCGCGAUUAUACGAAGAGAUGGAUUUCAGACGCGAAGCGGCGAAUUUGAUGCAGUUCAACGCGCUUUACGGUGAGAACGGCAGCGCGGCGAAAUCGUUGCCCAAGCCCGGGAUCGUGGUGCCGCGAUUGAUUGACAAGUACGGCGUGGGCGAGCGCGUCAUCGUCAUGGAAUGGAUUGAAGGCGAAAAGUUAACCGCCGGGCGAACGGGCGCGGUGAACGCGGACGACUUGCACUACGUCAAGCUCGGUAUUUCGUGCACGCUGAGCCAGCUGAUAGAGACUGGGGUGAUGCACGCCGAUCCGCACGGCGGGAACAUUUUAAAAUUGCCCAACGGCGGUUUGGCGUACUUGGAUUUCGGUCUCGUGUCCACGGUGCCGCAACAAGUGCGCGAUGGUUUAGUCGCCGCCGUGGCGCUGUUGAUCUUCAGCCGCAAUUACGCUGCGGUAGGUCGACUAUUCGGCGAACUCAUGCUCAUUCCGCCCGAAGUACUCGAGGACGAGAGCGAGAUGCGCGCGCUCGAGUCGGCGCUCGAGGACGCGGCAAACGCCACGCUGAAAUUUCCCGAGGGCGGCGGCGUCCCGAACGUGCGUUUCGACCAACUCCUCGGCGCUCUCGUCGCCUUGGUUCCGCGCUUCAAGUUCGUCCUACCGCCGUACUUUUUGAACAACGCACGCGCGUUGGGCACGCUCGAAGGCAUGGCAAAAUCCGCCGACGCGAACUUCAACAUCUUGGCCGAGGUCUAUCCGUACUCGAUGAAGAAAUUACUCGCCAACCCCGAAGGUUCGCCCGUGAUUCGUAAAGUCAUCCGCCAGCUCGCCACAGACGAGCGCACGCGCUCGCUCUCCAUCCACAUGCUCUUCGCCAUGCUCCAAGACGUCUCCCUGCUCGCCUCCACGCCUCGAUUCCGCGUGGCGCUCGACGCCCUCCGCGAGCGCGAAGGUCGCGUCCUUUUAUUCGAAGUCCUCGCCUGCGAGCUUCGAAACGCGCUCAAUCGCGCGAAAUCAAAUUUCAUGCGUUUGUUUUCCCGCCGCUCUAGCGAUUUCGUAGCCUUGGCGUAG